GCUAUAGAUGUGGAAACCAGGGGCAUAUAGCGUCAGCUUGCCCUGCAAGACAAUCGUUGUCAAACCAAACUAAAGCCGACGAGAAGCGUGUCAACGUGUGUCACGUAGUCGAGCCAAUUGGGACAUUGAUAUCAUCUGAUUAAGCUUGUUUAAUUUCAAAACUUAUAUUACACACGAGGACGUGUGCUGGUCAGGAAGGCCGUGUCGCAUCAUUAUUAGUCUUAUUUUUAUUUUCUAUGUUCCAUCUCUAAUAAAUAAAAUUCGUAUCGAGCUGUUCUUGUCUUCGUUUCUUUUUGAUCGCUGUUCGCUGUGUUCCGUUACGCGAGUUUAACGGAUUUUGCUCUGUUCUACAUAGCCUCGGUUCGACGAUGCGUUAGAGUGAGACAAAUGCUUGUCCUGUGGUGAGUUCGGACCAGCAUGUAUCAAGCGAGAUAGAGCGAUGUUGAAAUGUACGCGGGUCACUUAUGUUUGAAAACUCUGAAAAAGCAGACGCGUGAAUAUGUCGCAACCGAGGAAGUGUACGACUCGCGGGCGGAGCGCGGCAACAGAGGACCCCGAAACAGUUAACUUUCCGACAUCAGAAGUGGGAUCGCCUCAGCCCCAAGCCAUCACUGAUGAUCGCCUGUCCACAAUUUUAGAAAUGCAGCAUCGUAAUCUAUUGGAAAUUGUAAAUGCCGUGAGGGGCUCGCAGACUACACAAGUAGUUGUACUACCCAAGUUCAACCCUGAGUCCGCCGGUUCAAGUGCAGCCACUUGGUGCUCUACAGUGGACCUUAUUGUAGGAGAAAAUCCUCUGGAUGGCAGUGCUUUGCUCAUGGCCUUAACCAAAUCAUUGGAGGGCAGUGCUUCUAAUUGGCUGUCACAAAUUUGUUUCGCCGGAAUGACUUGGAGCCAAUUCCAAGAAAUGUUCCUUCAGCAGUAUGAAGGCAAUGAGACGCCAGCAGCAACAGUCUUUAAUGUAUUAAACGGGCGGCCAAACGACGGCGAAUGUCUUGCGCUGUAUGGUAGCCGAUUAAUAACAACACUUAUGGCAAAAUGGAAGUCUAUGACCGCAGAAGAAAUCGCAGUGUCUGUUGCCCUGGCACAUGCUGCAAAUAUAGAUGGUAGGCUGCAACGCACUGUGUUCACAACUACUGUCAAAACACGCAACGAGUUGCAGAACGAGCUAAGAGCGUUUUCGUAUGGCAAGAGGAAGGACCAUCCCGUUCCAGAAAAUUCUACCAGCAAAAGAGCUCGCCUACACCCAAAUGUUGAGUGCCACUUUUGUGGAAAAAUUGGCCACAAGAUAGCUGACUGCCGCUCCAUGAAAAACAACUUAAAGAAUCAACAAGGAUCUAGUUCGAGUAUUGGGCGCUUAUCUGACUCUAAACCUGGGUCAAUUACUUGCUAUAGAUGUGGAAACCAGGGGCAUAUAGCGUCAGCUUGCCCUGCAAGACAAUCGUUGUCAAACCAAACUAAAGCCGACGAGAAGCGUGUCAACGUGUGUCACGUAGUCGAGCCAAUUGGGACAUUGAUAUCAUCUGGUGAGUCGUAUCCAUUUUAUUUCGACUCUGGAGCCGAAUGCUCACUUGUAAGAGAAUCUGUGUCCACCCAACUCUCGGGCACACGAAUUAACAACAUUGUAGUUUUAAAGGGUAUCGGAAAUAAUACUGUUACCAGUACAUUACAAAUUUUGUCAAACGUAACAAUAAGUGGCUACUGUCUCGAAGUGCUUUUUCACGUAAUUCUUAAUGAUUGCAUUAAUUAUAAUAUUAUAAUUGGACGCGAAAUUUUAAGUCAGGGAUUUAGUGCUACUAUAACAAUAGAUAAAAUAGAGUUAUGUAAAACAAGGUCUGUGCAAACCCUAUCUGCUUUGAGUAGUAGUUCGUGUUACAACUGGCGAAUUAGAAGUACGCUUAAUUGAUCCAAUAAAAACUGUACACAGACGACCGUACCGACUUAGUAUAGAGGAAAAACAAA
Molecule: messenger RNA, 1959 nt
Organism: Drosophila simulans
Lineage: Eukaryota; Metazoa; Arthropoda; Insecta; Diptera; Drosophilidae
Exons: 2
Coding region: 500-1903 (467 amino acids)
Molecular function (GO): nucleic acid binding; zinc ion binding
Source: RefSeq, a predicted model, not a curated record